AUGAGGUGGACCAACACCACCUCUGGCUUUGUGCUAAGGAGGAUGGCUGCCCUUGUUAAUGAUGGUAGCAGGCCUGAAAAGGUUUUCAAGGACAAAGAUGUGAAUUCUGUGGCCAAAGUCCUCAAGCAGUUCUGUAGGGAGGUUGUUAGCCCAACUCAAGUGUACAGCCACUUGAGGAAGUGGAGGCAGAAAUGGGCUAGGGUGAGCAAGUUGAAGGACCUUAGUGCUGCUCUUUGGGAUGACCAGGCUCAUGCUAUCAUGCUUGAGCAAGAGCACUACCUUGGCCACUGCAAGGACCAUCCUAAAGAUGUAGAGUUUCUUAACUGCCCUAUUAGGUUCUACACUGAGAUGGAGGCUAUCUUUGCUAAUGCCAUGGCCACAGGCAAAUUUGCACUUGGGUCUGGUGAAGCCUUCGGGCAGAACCAGGCUGACAGUGUUGGUGCUAAGGCUGAUGGUCCUCCUUUGACCCACACCACAGUUCCCAGUGAACAAGGAGGGAAUAGCAAGGCCACUGAACUACUUCCUACCUCCUCAGCUGCUGGCCCAAAGAGGAAGAGAGGGAACUUCUCUGAGGAGGAGACGCUCAUGUUGACUAACAUGUCAGAUGCUGUGAACAAUGUGGCCAAUGCUCUUAGGGAGACUGGACCUGCCCAUGUUGAUGCCAAUCUGUACCUUGCUGUGAUGGAGAUGCCUGGCUUCAGUGAGGAGGCACUUAUUGUUGCCUACACCUUCCUCCUGGACAACAAGGCCCAAGGCAGGGGCUUUGUGAACAUGAGUGAUGCCCAUAGGGCCCUUUGGCUUAGGACCUUCCUGGCCAAAAACUACUAUGUGUAG
This is a messenger RNA of Miscanthus lutarioriparius, 834 nucleotides long. NCBI's taxonomy places the organism in Eukaryota, Viridiplantae, Streptophyta, Magnoliopsida, Poales, Poaceae. The record is from the annotation of a GenBank genome assembly.